AUGUGUAAUCCCAAACCAUCUUCACCAUCCCCAUUUUUGUGUCCCACAAAAACCAACCUCAUAACUCCCCAUCACAAAGUUGUGUAUCCUACUCAUGAUGAUCAAGUUCAAGAUGAAUUGCACAGAUGGCCAACUCUUAAUGAGGCCUUUGCAGAAAUCAAAGCAAUAGGGAAGAUAUCAUGCCCAACAGCCAUAACUGGUUUACUCUUAUAUUCAAGAGCUAUGAUCUCUAUGAUUUUCCUUGGUUACCUUGGUGAGAUGGAACUAGCAGGAGGGUCUCUCUCCAUUGGUUUUGCCAACAUCACUGGCUACUCUGUGAUCUCUGGUUUAGCCAUGGGAAUGGAACCUAUUUGUGGACAAGCUUAUGGAGCAAAGCAAUGGAAGAUACUUGGCUUGACACUUCAAAGAACGGUUCUUCUCCUUCUAUCAACAUCUAUUCCUAUCUCAUUCAUGUGGCUCAACAUGAAGAGAAUUCUCUUGUGGUCAGGUCAAGACCAUGAAAUAGCAUCAAUGGCACAAACUUUCAUUACUUUCUCUAUUCCUGACCUUUUCUUACUCUCACUUCUUCACCCUUUAAGAAUCUACCUCAGGACGCAAAGCAUCACAUUGCCAUUAACAUAUUGCUCCGCUAUCUCAAUUUUGCUUCACGUGCCUUUGAAUUUUCUCCUAGUGGUUCAUCUAAAGAUGGGUAUUGCAGGAGUUGCCACAGCAAUGGUGUUGACAAAUCUCAACCUUAUUCUAUUCCUCUCCUCAUUUGUUUACUUUUCUGGUGCAUACAAGGACUCAUGGGUUCCUCCAAGUGUGGAUUGCAUUAAAGGGUGGUCUUCAUUGCUAUCACUUGCAAUUCCAACUUGUGUUUCAGUGUGCCUUGAGUGGUGGUGGUAUGAGUUCAUGAUAAUGUUGUGUGGCAUUUUGGUUAAUCCAAAAGCAACCAUUGCUUCAAUGGGAAUCCUUAUCCAAACAACAUCUUUGGUCUAUGUGUUCCCAUCAUCACUAAGCCUUGGUGUUUCCACAAGAGUUGGGAAUGAGUUAGGUGCAAACAACCCUGGAAGAGCAAGAAUUUCUAUGAUAGUGUCACUUUUUUGUGCUGUGGGUUUAGGCCUUGGAGCCAUGUUGUUCACCACUUUGAUGAGGCACCAAUGGGGCAGGUUCUUCACCAAUGACCAUGAGAUUUUGGAACUCACAUCAAUAGUGUUACCAAUUGCUGGGCUUUGUGAGCUUGGGAACUGUCCACAAACCACAGGUUGUGGGGUUCUAAGGGGCAGUGCAAGACCCACCAUUGGUGCCAACAUCAAUUUGGGCUCAUUUUACUUGGUGGGUAUGCCAGUGGCUAUCCUUCUGGGCUUUGUGGCCAAAAUGGGCUUUGCUGGGCUGUGGCUUGGGUUGCUUGCAGCCCAAGCCUCCUGUGCUGGGCUCAUGCUCUUUGUUCUUUGCAAAACAGAUUGGAAUGUGCAAGUGGCAAGAGCUAAAGAACUCACACACACUUCAACAAUAGCUGCCACUUCUUGCUCUGUUCCUAUUGAUUCUAACUCUAAAUUACCUGCAUUCACCAAAGUAGAGGCUAACAUGAACAAGAAUGCUCAUGCUUGUCUUGAAGAGAUAGUUAUUAAUGGUGGUGAUGAGCUCACCAAGACAUCUUCACUUGAAACAGAUCCACUCAUCAUACACAGUACCAAUCACACUCAGGAAUAG
This is a messenger RNA of Abrus precatorius (Indian licorice), 1692 nucleotides long. Its product is annotated as protein DETOXIFICATION 48-like. The record is from RefSeq and is a predicted model, not a curated record. Gene Ontology annotation, biological process: xenobiotic detoxification by transmembrane export across the plasma membrane. Gene Ontology annotation, molecular function: antiporter activity; xenobiotic transmembrane transporter activity. The transcript has 2 exons. Bases 1 to 1692 code for a protein of 563 amino acids. Gene Ontology annotation, cellular component: membrane. NCBI's taxonomy places the organism in Eukaryota, Viridiplantae, Streptophyta, Magnoliopsida, Fabales, Fabaceae.